CCAGGUCAGCCAGUCUGGCUGGGCGGCCCCGCAUCCUCCCCAUCCGUCGCCCCUUCCCUCGGACCAUCAUGCCCUCCCGUCCCUCACGCGGCGCCUCGGGCAAGCCGCCCUACUCGUACGUCAGCCUGACGGCCAUGGCCAUCCGGAGCAGCCCGGACAAGAUGCUCCCCCUGAGCGCCAUCUACCGCUUCAUCUCUGACAACUUCCCCUUCUACCGUCACAACGCCCGACGCUGGCAGAACUCUGUGCGACACAACUUGUCCUUCAACGACUGCUUCGUCAAGAUGCCGCGCGGGCCCGAGCAGCCGGGCAAGGGCGCCAUGUGGGCCCUGCACCCCCUUUGCGGGGACAUGUUCCGCAACGGGACUUUCCUCAGACGCCGCCAGAGGUUCAAGGCCGCGCAGCCCCUUGCCAGGGGGCAGCCGCUGCUCCGCUCGCUCCGGGACCCCUGCCCGCCGCCGCCACCACCGCCACUACUGCCGCCGCGCCCGCCCUUCAAGCACCCUUUCGCCAUCGAGAGCCUCGUGGGCGACGCGGCCAGGCGGCCGGUGGCGACCGGCCCGGAGGACUUUCUCCCUCUGCCCUGUUUGGCGUGCGGGCUCGGAGGCCGACGGCUUCCCGCCGUCCCGCUGGCCGUCAAAGCCGCUCCGGCUUGGCUUCCUCCGGUGCUGCUGGCGCCGUUCCCGCCGCCGCCCGCCAAAUGA
Molecule: messenger RNA, 704 nt
Organism: Syngnathus acus (greater pipefish)
Lineage: Eukaryota; Metazoa; Chordata; Actinopteri; Syngnathiformes; Syngnathidae
Product: forkhead box protein B1-like
Exons: 1
Coding region: 69-704 (211 amino acids)
Biological process (GO): regulation of transcription by RNA polymerase II; anatomical structure morphogenesis; cell differentiation
Molecular function (GO): RNA polymerase II cis-regulatory region sequence-specific DNA binding; DNA-binding transcription factor activity, RNA polymerase II-specific
Source: RefSeq, a predicted model, not a curated record